AUGAAUGAGAACAAUCAGACUAAGGUUACACAGAUCUUUCUUGCUGGAUUUCAAAGCUUCCAGAACCUUAAUAUAUUUCUUUUUGUUUUGAUCCUUACCAUUUACUGUGUUACAAUAUGUGGGAACGUCAUCAUCAUUCUCUUGGUGUCAUACUGUGAAAACCUCCAUUCGCCCAUGUACUUUUUCCUGAGGCAUCUCUCCAUCUCCGACAUCAUGUUGACCACAAACAUUGUCCCAAGCAUGCUUCAUGUCAUACUGAACAAUGGAGCCACAAUGUCCCUCGCUGGCUGCAUCACUCAGUUCUAUUUCUUCGGCGUUUCCGAAUGCUUAGAAUGUCUCCUCUUGACGGUUAUGUCUUACGACAGAUAUUUAGCAAUCUGUAACCCAUUGCGGUAUACCAUAUUGAUGAGCCAUGUAACGUGUCUGAAAUUAGUUAGCACGUCUUGGUUAGUGAGCUGUAUUACUAUACUGAUUGACACAAUACCGACAUCUCAACUAGAUUUUUGUGGAUCAAAUGUCAUUGACCAUUUUUUCUGUGACCUUGCCCCCCUACUUGACAUAUCUUGUUCAGACACUUCCGAAGUUCAGCUCAUAGUCAUGUCGCUGUGUAUUCCUAUUUUAAUACCACCAUGCAUUGGUAUUUUUGUGUCAUACCUUUAUAUUUUCUUCACUAUUCUAAGAAUUCCGUCUAUUACUGGAAGACAGAAAGCGUUCUCCACCUGCAGUUCCCAUCUUUCCGUGGUGUUUAUAUUCUUUAUAACACUGAUGUGCAUUUAUAUGCUUCCUACGAAAGGACAGUCUUUGAACAUUGGCAAGGCUGUAUCUCUCCUAUACACGGUAGUGACCCCAUUACUUAAUCCGAUCAUAUAUUCCCUGCGAAAUAAAGACAUUAGACAAGGCUUUGAGAAAAUCCUAAAUUCUAAAAGUAUCCAGCACUAA
This is a messenger RNA of Spea bombifrons (plains spadefoot toad), 939 nucleotides long. RefSeq names its product olfactory receptor 11L1-like. The transcript has a single exon. Gene Ontology annotation, biological process: G protein-coupled receptor signaling pathway. The record is from RefSeq and is a predicted model, not a curated record. Bases 1 to 939 code for a protein of 312 amino acids. Gene Ontology annotation, cellular component: membrane. Gene Ontology annotation, molecular function: olfactory receptor activity; G protein-coupled receptor activity. Lineage: Eukaryota; Metazoa; Chordata; Amphibia; Anura; Pelobatidae.